Parascedosporium putredinis is the source of this 723-nucleotide messenger RNA. The record is from the annotation of a GenBank genome assembly. Lineage: Eukaryota; Fungi; Ascomycota; Sordariomycetes; Microascales; Microascaceae.
AUGUGUUGGCCCAAAGACGGUAUAUCCCCGCCGGCGCCGCUCGCGGCGAAAGAGACAUCCGCGGAUGAUUUUGCCGAGUUUAUCGACGUGUCGCAGCGAGGGGAUCUAGAUGAGGACUUUAGCGGGAUUCCCAGCUGGUCCGGCAUGUCCGUUGCAACUUGCCACGGCAUGUUUACCACGGCUCUCGUGAGCAGUCUCCAGGUGCCCAACCUCGCGCUCGACGGAGGUGAGGGGGCGGCGGGGGCGGCGCCACGGACUUUCAGCCUCGAGGCGACUUCUCCCUUCUACGCCGGCACAUGUCCCCCAACAGAGCAGCUGCCCGAAUGUUGGCGGCCUACCCCGUCGCAGAUGCUCGUCGCCCACCACCCGUUUAUAGAUUUCCUCCCGUGGCCCGGCGUGCGCGAGCGCAUGCUUGCCGUCAUGAGCCUUCCGCCGGAAGCACGACCGCCAAACGCGUCCAGCCCGCUCGCGCUGGUCGAGUUUGCCUACGAUGUCGAGGACAGCCGUGAGGGCAUGCGGAUAUGGGGUGACGACGUGUACGAUCCGGGGUCUUGGGAAGUUGGGCAGGUGGAGGAGGCUGAGAGGCGCCGCCCCUCUGCGCAUGCAGGCGACGAGCCCGACGAGGUGACCUAUUUCAGGCAGAUGCCAAGCGCCCGGGCAGAGUGGCGCCCCUCCAAGGCAACCGCUCGAUGCGACCCGGCCGCCGUGUCACGGAGGGCCUGA